AGAGAAAGAGAGGAGAGCGAGGGGGGAACAUCGUGUCUGCCAAGUUUGCUGGAGAAUGAGACUCAGGUGAAGCCUUCUGAUUUCCACUACCUGAAGGUCAUCGGCAAAGGAAGCUUUGGGAAGGUGGUGUUAGCGAGACACAGACAGAGUGGAAGUUUCUACGCUGUCAAGGUUCUACAGAAACAGGUCAUACUGAGGAAGAAAGAGGUAUCUAUCAUUCUGUUCUAUUUCCAUUCCAUUCUUUCUAUCCCUCUGUCUCUCUCUCUCUCCUUCCAGCAGAGACGUGAUGGUAGAGAGGAGUGUGCUGCUGAAGGGACUGCAGCAUCCGUUCCUGGUGGGGCUCCACUUCUCCUUCCAGACCUCUCACACUCUCUACUUCGUACUGGACUACAUCAAUGGAGGAGACUUGUUCUACCAUCUCCAGAGGGAGGGUGCCUUCCCGGAGCCCAGAGAAACAUUCUACUCUGCGGAGAUGGCCUCAGCCCUGGGCUACCUCCACUCCCUCAACAUAGUCUACAGAGACCUGAAGCCAGAGAACAUCCUAUUGGACAGUGGAGGUCAUGUGGUUCUGACGGAUUUCGGGCUGUGUAAAGCGGGCGUGUCUGUGGGUGGAGCUAUGCAAACGUUCUGUGGAACCCCAGAGUAUCUGGAGCCAGAGGUGCUGUUAGGCCACGCCUACAGUGGAGCCGUGGACUGGUGGGUGCUGGGGAGUGUGCUUUAUGAGACUGGUGAGGGUCCCCCGUUCUACAGUGUGUCCCAGUCUGCCCGGUCUCUGCUGCAGGGCCUGCUGGUGAAGGACUUUUCCAAACGCCUUGGGGGGGAACAUGACCUUGCCGAACUGCAGGGCCACUCCUUCUUCCUGUCCAUCAACUGGGAUGACCUGCUAGCCAGGAAAGUCCCUCCCCCAUUCAUUCCCAACCUGUCUGGUCCAUGUGAUGUGCGGUAUUUUGACGCUGAGUUCACGCUUCUUCCAGUCCCCGCCUCCCUUGUUUUGAGUGACAUGUCGGCCAAUGGAGCCUUCCCAGGGUUCUCCUAUAUGCCUUCGGCUGAGGUUGGUGUCACGGAGCCCUGAUUUCAUUCUGCUAUUAUUUGUGUUUU
Molecule: messenger RNA, 1098 nt
Organism: Coregonus clupeaformis (lake whitefish)
Lineage: Eukaryota; Metazoa; Chordata; Actinopteri; Salmoniformes; Salmonidae
Product: serine/threonine-protein kinase Sgk1-like
Exons: 8
Coding region: 287-1072 (261 amino acids)
Biological process (GO): protein phosphorylation
Molecular function (GO): protein serine/threonine kinase activity; ATP binding
Source: RefSeq, a predicted model, not a curated record